This is a messenger RNA of Aureococcus anophagefferens, 687 nucleotides long. RefSeq lists its product as hypothetical. The coding region runs from base 1 to 687 and encodes 228 amino acids. The transcript has a single exon. The record is from RefSeq and is a predicted model, not a curated record. NCBI's taxonomy places the organism in Eukaryota, Pelagophyceae, Pelagomonadales, Pelagomonadaceae.
AUGGAGACGGGCCUCAGCCACCGGUCGUUUAGGGAGAGCGUCAUGCCGGUCGCGCUCGCGCUCGCGGUGUGUCUCCGGGAGGUCGUCUGGAGCGACAGGCUCGACCCUUUUAACCACCACCCGUACUUCCCGGUAGGCGUCACGACCAUCUGGGACACAGUCCCGCUCUACGUCGCGACGCCCGACGACAAGCGCCAGGAGAGGCUCAUCUACCAGCCCAAGUACAAGAACUGCGUCUUCAAGUUCGAGGUCGCCGUCACCUUUUCCAUGCAGAUCGUCUACUUCAGCGGGCCGCACCUCGGCACCGCGAACGACAACGAUAUCUUCAACCAGGGCACGCGCCUCGGCCAGCACGUGUUCGAGCCCUACGAGUACGGCCUCGGGGACAAGAUCUACCAGACGGCGGAGCACAUCCUCGCGGGGCACCGCAACCCGCCCGGCGGGUCGAUCACCGACGCCCAACGCGACGAGAACGACAAGCUCGACUUCUGCCGGAGCAGUGUGGAGCGCGUCUUCGCCGCGCUCACCGACCACCGCGCGUUCCACAGUCGGCCUGGCUUUCGUGGGACCCUGGAAGCCCUUACCGCCUUUGCCUACAUCACCAUCCACGUUACCGCCGCCCUUUUCCGCCACCAGCCCUCCCGCCGGCCCGCGAAGCAUGGGCCGUGGUCCCAUGACUGGCGCUGA